Molecule: messenger RNA, 1693 nt
Organism: Oncorhynchus masou masou (cherry salmon)
Lineage: Eukaryota; Metazoa; Chordata; Actinopteri; Salmoniformes; Salmonidae
Product: low affinity immunoglobulin gamma Fc region receptor II-b-like
Exons: 8
Coding region: 91-918 (275 amino acids)
Biological process (GO): cell surface receptor signaling pathway
Cellular component (GO): plasma membrane
Molecular function (GO): transmembrane signaling receptor activity
Source: RefSeq, a predicted model, not a curated record
CUGAGUGUCAGUCCUGACAGAUCUCAGUUCUUUGAAUUUGAGUCUGUCUCUCUGAGCUGUGAGGUUCAGGGGAACUCGACUGGAUGGAGAAUGAUGAGGAACGCAGAGAGAGGAAACCUUUCAGAGUGUAGUACUGACUGGGGAAAACAUCAAGGGUCUUCAUGCAUCGUGUCACUAACACCAUCAUCCAGUGGAGUGUACUGGUGUGAGUCUGGGUCUGGAGAACACAGCAAUGCUGUCAACAUCACAGUACAUGCUGGUGCUGUGAUCCUGGAGAGCCCUGCCCUUCCUGUGACUGAGGGAGAUUAUGUGACUCUGCGCUGCAGACAUCAGGUAACUCCCUCUGACCUCACAGCUGUUUUCUACAAAGAUGGAUCCCUCAUCAGGGCUGAGUCUUCAGGAGAGAUAACCAUCCCUGCAUUAUCCAAGUCAGAUGAAGGACUCUACAAGUGUUCCAGCUCGAAAGGAGAAUCACCAGAGAGCUGGAUGACUGUGACAGCUGGGGACUCUACCCCAUCCUCCUCCCCUCCCUCCUCCCUCCCCCCCUCUCUCCUCCUCCCUCUCUCUGUCUCUGGGUUGGUGGCUGCUCUCUCCAUCUCUCUGAUCAUUCUACUGGUCCUGUUCUGCAAGAGGAACAAAGAUGGAGCAGCUGAACCCAGAGAUGUUACGUAUGCUGACGUUAGAAUCAUACAGGAACCAGAACCCAGGAGAAGGAGAGAGAAGUCUCCAGGAGCUGAUCCAGUCUACUCUGCAGUGAAGACCUCCAACACCACAGUUCCAGGUGGAUCUGGUCCAGGUGAUGUGAACAAUGCUGACAUCAACCACACUGUUAAGAGACAACACAACAGGAGGAGAGAGAACGUUGUUCCAGACCCUGUCUACUCAGCAGUGAAGACAGACAGACAGAGAUACAGGUAGAGCUGUAUCUGGAUCCAGGGAAGUAAUGUACAGACUGAGUGACCCUGAUCAUCAGAACGUCAUGGUGUUGGAGGUCUUCACUGCAGUAGACUGGAUCAGCUGCGCUGUCCCUCACUCAUCUCUCUCUCCUCUCUCUUUACCUAGUGACCCUGUUCAUCAGAACGUCAUGGUGGAUGGAAAAAAUAUGCUCUCUUCAGCAGCGGUGAAUAACCACAACUCUGUCGGUCCAUCUCUUUAUUUCUCCUUUCUCUUAUCUUCUCUCUCAGUCCUUCCCUUUUCACACCAACGGACUUAUCUUUAGACACUGCAGCCUUGACCGCCAUCAACAACAUCAGCAACAGAGAAGUGUGAAGUUUCUACAACAGAGUUAGAGUCAGUUUAUCAUAUUCUUCUCCUUAGACGUUGCAGUCUUGACCUCCAACAGCUAAACCACUGACUGGAACUAUCAACCACAGAGUUAGUCAGUUUAUCAUGAGAACAUACAGACACCACUGACUGCAACUAUCAACAACAAGAGUUAGUUUAUCAUGAGAACAUACAGACACCACUGACUGGAACCAGCUGACAGUAUCAGUUGUAAAGGCUUCAUUACUACUAACAGAAGGAAAGUUGUAGUGUUGUGUCUAUGAUGAAUGAUGUGAAGGCUUCAAUGUGUUUUAUAUUGUAAUUGUUUAUGUCCAAUUGGAUAUUUCUGUAAUGUAAUUGUGUGUUUUUAUCUUGAGCAACACCAGUGUAUGGUUGCCAACUUACCAAAUAAAGCUUCCUGGACCUCGUG